UGUCUCGAGAUUUUAUCAAAUCAUUUUGACAUAUAUAUGACUAAACAUCUUUGUAGUUUUUGAUGUAUAAUGGAUGUAGUUGGCAUUAAUUACUCGACCACAUAUCUAAGUUAAAUUAAAUUUGAAUAAAGAUAUUUUUGUUAUAUAUAUUUGUGACCUGUUGCUUUAAUUUCUAUGAAUAUGUAAGCGAUGGGGCAGCUAUCUCUGUUUGUCGUGUCGCUUUUUUAUUUUUAUUUUAUCAUAAUCAAACCUCAGCUCCACAUAUAUAUAUUUGUUGCUGUUCAUGGCUCCACCCACAGGCACAUCAGAGCUGCUUUGCUUUCUCUCCUGUGCCCCCCCAUCAUCAGGUCCCAACUCUUGCCCAAACUUGAUGACUUCAUGAGGUGCCACCUCAGCAAUUGGGACAACACACUCGUUGACAAUCAACAAAAAACCAAAGAGAUGGCAUUUUUGUCGUCGCUUAACCAAAUUGCAAGUAUUGAAUGGGAGUCAAUGUCUGGGGAAUUCAUGCCUGAAUUCUUUAAGCUGGUGUUGGGAACCCUUUCUCUGCCUAUCAACUUUCCCGGAACAAAUUACCACCGCGGUUUCCAAGCAAGAAAACAUUGUUAGCAUGCUGAGACGGCUCAUAGAGGAAAGAAGAGCUUGCCAAGAAACCAAACAUGACAUGCUUGGUCUCCUAAUGAAUGGGGGUGAAGAAAACAGAUAUAAUCUAACAGAUGAAGAGAAGAUUGAUCAAAUGAUAGCAAUUAUGUAACCAAGUAUUCUUAAAUUAUUAAUGGUGUAUUUUCACACCCUACUGUUAUGUAAUAUUUGUGGAUAUGUUAUUUUAUGGGUAAUGGUGAUUGGUGAAUUGGAAAGUGAAUUUAUGUGAAUG
Camellia sinensis is the source of this 874-nucleotide messenger RNA. NCBI's taxonomy places the organism in Eukaryota, Viridiplantae, Streptophyta, Magnoliopsida, Ericales, Theaceae. The record is from RefSeq and is a predicted model, not a curated record.